This is a messenger RNA of Salvia hispanica, 468 nucleotides long. The record is from RefSeq and is a predicted model, not a curated record. NCBI's taxonomy places the organism in Eukaryota, Viridiplantae, Streptophyta, Magnoliopsida, Lamiales, Lamiaceae.
AUGGGCUCUACUAAAUUGAAACUGACAUCUGGUUCUAUGUCAAAUGGCUAUGGUUUUAGAAGCCAAGAUGAUCAGCUGAAAAUCUAUCUUGGAAGUGCAGUAGUCAUGAAUGCUAUAAGAAAGCAGACUCUGUACUACCUGGAUGUAGAAGUAGUUGCUGGGAAUAGCUAUAGUAUUGAAAGGGGAGUCAGUGAUUUCGAGCUAUGGCAUUCAAGGUUAGGUCAGAAAAGCAUGAAAGUUCUAGUGAAGCAAGGGAUCUUUAAGUCCGAUGAUUCUGCAGAUUUGAAGAGUUGUGAGCAGUAUAUAAUGGGCAAGAGCAAGAAGCAGCCAUUUCCUAAGGGCAAGCACACUUCAAAAUCAGUAUUGGAGUAUGCUUACAGUGACAUCUGGGGUCCAGCCCAACCAGCCACACUUAAUGGAGGCAGAUACUUCAUAAGCAUCAUUGAUGACUAUUCUAGAAAGCUAUGA